UUCUGCACAGGCCACUGUGGGUAACCUAGUGUUAGGCUACAGUAGGCGAACACAGCAACGGAUAGCCUAUUUUCGGAUCGUAGGACUCUGCAGGGAAAUUAACCGAAGAUGGCCUCACCAAGGACAAUAACCAUUGUUGCCCUCUCUUUUGCACUGGGUCUAUUUUUUGUUUUCAUGGGCACUAUUAAACUCACGCCAAGACUGAGCAAAGAUGCGUACAAUGAAAUGAAAAGGGCCUACAAGAGUUAUGCCAAGGCCUUGCCAGGACUGAAAAAGAUUGGUGUGAGCUCAGUGCUUUUGCGUAAGAUCAUCGGCACCUUGGAAGUGAGCUGUGGUGUGGUCCUCACCCUGGUUCCAGGGAAACCCAAAGACGUGGCCAACUUCCUGCUCCUGCUGGUCAUGCUGGCCGUGCUGUUCUUCCACCAGCUGGUGGGGGAUCCCCUCAAACGCUAUGCCCACGCCCUGGUGUUCGGCAUCCUGCUCACGUGUCGCCUGCUCAUCGCCCGCCAGAGCGACGACCGGCCAGAGCGGGAGGAGAGCCGGGAAGCGCAAGUUGGCGCCCAGGAAAAGAACAAAGUCAAGCUCUCCUAGUCCUGCCUCUCCCCCCUGGCUUGGCCGGAGGACAGGCCAGGGCCAGAGAGAGGACAUUUUAUGCUGGAUAAAAGAGAUUGGUGUCCAGACAAAAGACAGUCGCCACAGAGUGAUCUCCAUUCACCAAAGCCCCGUCCUGGCCAACCUGCCUGACCGGUUAUCACACUCAUCAGCUCUCUUAUGUUCUGUCCAACCAUGGUCAUCAAAGAGGCAGUAACACUGCUCAUAGCCUCUGUGUUGUCUCUAUUCACCCUUGUGGCAACUGUUUGAUAUGUAGCUCUGUGAAGGGGAAGGAAGACACGCGUUGCAACCAUCAAUCUGUUAUUCCUUUUCUAUGUUUUCUGUUUACGUAGGUUCCACAUCAAAGGUCAUGAUCCAUAACAGCCAAGCAGUUGAAAUAACUCCUACUGUUGAAGAAUAAGUAAUGUUAUGCUGAAAGGACUAAUUUUACAGUAAAGACUACACUUGAUGCUUUUAUAAAUGACCUGAUACAAAACUGUGUGUUUUUUAGUUUAGUUAAUUCCCCAAGGUUUAAGUAGGCUAUUUAUUUUUUAUUUAGUUGUUGAAUCAUUAAAGUUGAUUACAUUGGUUGAAUUUAUCAUAAUGUUGUUGUAUAAUGGUAGUGAUUUUAGUCCCAUGUUUUUUGCUCCUUUUUUAUGUUGUGUUUAAAAAAAUUACUCUCCGUAAGAGAUACUAUUUUGUAUGCAUGAAGAAACAAUGCCUUCUCAUUCCACAGACUCGUAAAGAGGAGGAAACAUGCCGAUAAUUUGUUUUUAAAUGGAAAAUGUUAAUGUAUGUUAAGUUGAGCUAAGAACCCUUUUCAUCCCCAGAUUUAUCUCCCAAAAUGUUUAUUUUUUAAAAAAGGUCAGCAUAUAACAUAUCAUGCUGGGAAAUAGGUAAAGAAUUUUAUGCUUCUGCUGUACCACAUUCAGUAAAUCAAUUGCCAUUUGGAAAUGAGCACCUAAUAAAGACUUAUCCCACCAAAA
Messenger RNA from Alosa sapidissima (American shad), 1577 nucleotides. It is a transcript of the gene tmem35, whose product is annotated as transmembrane protein 35. NCBI's taxonomy places the organism in Eukaryota, Metazoa, Chordata, Actinopteri, Clupeiformes, Clupeidae. The transcript is spliced from 2 exons. Gene Ontology annotation, molecular function: acetylcholine receptor regulator activity. The record is from RefSeq and is a predicted model, not a curated record. Bases 109 to 591 code for a protein of 160 amino acids. Gene Ontology annotation, biological process: positive regulation of protein localization to cell surface; chaperone-mediated protein complex assembly. Gene Ontology annotation, cellular component: endoplasmic reticulum.